AUGGCGGACAAUGCGGCGACGCCGGUGGCGGCGGCGGCAAGCAAGCUGUGGAACAUUGUACGUGUAGUGGUGUUCAUGUUGAAAAAGGGAAUAGGCAAGAGGAAAAUAAAGAUCAAUCUCAGUUUAUUGGUGAAACGGGGGAAGAUCGCCGUCGGCAAGGCCAUCGCUGGCAGCAUCAAACUCCACCACCAUUACGCAUCAUUAACCUGCCGAUCACACGACUCUUACCUCUCCUUUAUCUCUCCCAGCGACUACGAGUUCAGCUGCAACAACAGCCCCGCCCUCCCCUUUCGCGCCAUGGCAAACAAAAAACGCAAGCACAAGCCCUGCAACCACGACGACGUUUCCACAUUCAAUGCCUUCCGGAAGGUUCUUGUCGAUAACCUCGAGGUGGAGAAUUCGCCGUCUGCGACUUUGCCUGGGUUCGGCCAGAGCCCUGCCGGGAGGCAACUCAGAAUCACCGAUUCGCCUUUCCCCCUGAAAGACGACGACGAGGAUGGAGAUGGACAAGUCGACAAGGCAGCUGAAGAAUUCAUCAACAGGUUCUACAAAGACCUGAAUUUACAGAAAAGAAUGGCUGCUUCCGAUUCACCUUACAAUAACAUAUGGGAGAGAUGAAACAUAGCUAUGUAUUCAUCCAACGUACAACGUAGUUAUUUUCUUUAUUUCUUAGUUUAGUGUGUUGAUUUGAUCUUCGUUUAAAUGUUCACACUGUAACUUUGGUGCUCUUCUUCUUCCUGUAAUUUUCCCCCAUUUUGACUGCUCUGCUUUCUUUUUCAUGUUGCUGUAUUGAAACUUUGAAAGUCCCGUUUUCUCUA
Molecule: messenger RNA, 818 nt
Organism: Neltuma alba
Lineage: Eukaryota; Viridiplantae; Streptophyta; Magnoliopsida; Fabales; Fabaceae
Exons: 1
Coding region: 1-618 (205 amino acids)
Source: RefSeq, a predicted model, not a curated record